UCCCCCGCGCGCUUAACAUGGAGGACCUGACGGUGGAGGUUCGUGGCUCCAAUGGAGCUUAUUACAAGGGCUUUGUCAAAGAUGUUCAUGACGAUUCUCUCUCCAUUUCAUUUGAAAAUAACUGGCAACCUGAAAGACAAGUCCCCUUCAGUCAUGUCCGGUUGCCACCUCCAGCUGAUGGCAAAAAGGAAAUCAGUGAAGGAGAAGAAGUGGAGAUAUUCUCCAGAGCAAAUGAACAAGAGCCCUGCGGUUGGUGGCUUGCUAAAGUACGCAUGAUGAAAGGAGCUUUCUAUGUGAUCGAGUAUGCUGCUUGUGACGCAACCUACAAUGAAAUAGUUACGUUUGAACGUCUCCGCCCCGUGAACCGCAAUAAAGCUGUGACACAGUGCACAUUUUUUAAGUGCACCGUUCCUGUCCCCGAAGAUCUCAGAGCAGCAUGUGAGAAUGAACAUGCUCACAAGGAUUUCAAGAAGUCUGUUGGGGCCAUUCGGAUUGUUUACAGCCUGGAGCAAAGCCAACUGAUUGUACUAUCCAUGAAUGAAGCCACCAUCAAGCGUGUCUCCCUGCUGAGCGACAUGCAUCUACGAAGCAUCCGCACAAAACUCUUGCUCAUGUCCAGGAAUGAAGAGGCCACGAAACAUCUCGAGAGUACAAAGCAGCUGGCCUCAGCGUUUCAAGAGGAGAUCAUUGUGAGAGGAGAUCUCUUGGGUCUUGCCAUCGGAAGCCACGGCAGUAACAUCCAGCAGGCCAGGAAGGUGCCGGGAGUGACCGCCAUCGAACUGGGCGAGGAGACGGGAACCUUCAGGAUUUACGGAGAGACUGUUGAGGCGGUACAGAAAGCCAGGAAUUAUCUGGAGUUUCUUGAAGAUUCUGUUCAGAUUCCUCGCAAUCUUGUCGGGAAGGUUAUUGGCAAAAAUGGUAAGUUUAUCCAGGAAAUUAUCGACAAAUCUGGCGUGGUACGAGUGCGUAUCGAAGGUGACAAUGACAACAAACUCCCCCGACAAGAGGGAAUGGUGCCGUUUACAUUUGUUGGAACGAAGGAGAGUAUUGGCAAUGUACAGGUUCUACUGGAAUACCAUAUUGCUUACCUAAACGAGGUGGAACAGCUGCGAAUGGAACGGUUACAGAUUGACGAGCAGCUACGGCAGAUCGGGAUGGGUUACAGGCCAGCCCCAAACCGACCCACCGACAAGGGCUACACCACUGACGAGACUGCAACAAACACCCUCCAUAUCAAUCGGUCGUACAGCGGCAGGGGUCGUGGCCGCCGGGGUCCUGGAUACACCUCUGGCUAUGGCACAAACUCUGAGUACUCUUACGCCUCUGAGACUGACUCUGAGCACAAGGACGAGCUGAGCGACUGGUCUCUCGCAGGAGAGGAGCCAGAACGUGCCCCCAGACAGCAGAGAGACAGCAGAAGGAGACCGGGAGAGGGGAGGGGGAGAGGACGUGGAGGUCCUGGGGGCCGAGGACGUGGCUUAGGACGAAAAGCAUCUAACUCUAUUAGCUCAGUUCUGAAAUAUUCCGAUGGAAACCCAUACAGUCUGUUGGACAACACUGAGUCAGAUCAGACUGCAGACACAGAUGCCAGCGAUUCUCAGAUGAACACCAACCGCCGCAGACGCUCUCGCCGCCGCCGCACCGAUGAAGACUCUACAGUUAUGGACGAGUCCGACAACACCUCCCUCAGUGAGAACAGGCUUGAUGAUGCUGAAGCUAAACAACAGCGCCGUAAUCUUAGUCGCCGCCGCCGUUUCCACCUUCCUGAGGAGAGGCAGCCAGCUACCGUGGCUGACUACAUAUCACGUGCUGAAUCUCAGAGCAGACGGAGAAACCACAGAGAUCUGAGGAAGAUGGAGAUGGGUCAAGUGGAGUUCAUAUCAGAGCAGAGCCCCACUGAAGCGGUGAGCAACGGCCCAAGCACCAAAGCAGAUGAUCUGAACGAUACUUCAAGAGCUUCCGCCGAGAAGGCGCCCAAAGCCAAGCAAGCCGUCUUCAAUGGAGUCUCCUAAUCAGUGCGGUGUAUUUCUUGAAAACUCAUAACCUUUACAAUUUUACAAUAGUGCUUGUACAAGCUUGCCAAAGAUAGACGGACGGACUUCCACAUUCUCAAUUGCACUUUUCAGUUCCUUCACAAUGGAACAGAUGGGAGAAUUACGAUGAAAAAAAAGAAAGACAAGAAAUUAUGGGACAAAAAAAAGUCACACCUAAAUAUGUUCUUUAUCUGAUGUUGUGCCUUCAGAGCAUAGUUUCAACAUUUAUGUUGGCUGGCUGUAGACGAAACAAGACAACUUGUCUGAAAUGGCGAUAACUGAAAAACUCCCAGACAUCCUUCGCUGCUUUUUGUAACAUUUUAAUAUGCAACCACUUCUUCACAUUGGGAAGGGGUUAUGGGGGAAAAGGAUGUUUUGCACUGAGUAGUCAGUUCUUGACCUUUAGAAAUAAUAUUAGUCUGGAAACUGGUCUGCUAACUCUGUCCGUUUUAAAUGCUGUACUGUAUGUCAAACUUCCUGUUAGAACCCGAGUGAUUGAUUUGGGUUUUCAUCCUUUGCCUGUUGGGUUGUAUCGGUGGUAAAAGACUGUUUCGCAAACCUUUCUUUUUUGGGGGGUUUAUUUAUUUUUUAAAUUUACAGUAUUUAAAAGUUAGCUACGCAGUUGUUUUUAACUCUAAACUGCCUGAACUUAUUUGCACGCAGGUGACAAAUUUGGACUACUGAAAGAUCAAUUUCCAGAUUUUCUGUUCUGUAAAUUACAUUUUGUUUGUCCUUUUUUUAAAAGAUCAUUCGGGUUGUUUGAUGUGCAAUAUGUUUUGUAUGCAGGUAGUUCAUAAAUAAACAUUUGAUCUUCCAGCCAAACUUUUAAAGUUGGUCUUCCGACUGUUUUUAAAAUCACUCUUCCAUGGUUCCCAAGGUCAGGACAUUUUAAAAUGGGAAUUUUAUAGUCUGUAAAAGUCUUGGAUGUUUCUAAUGAAUAUACAUUUUCAAGUUAUGUGUAACCCUGGUUAAAUAAAGGAAGUUAAGUUAAAUUUAUUCACAAUUUAUUAACAUCUAAUUUCCCUAAUAAAGGUAAAAUAGUGAUGUGUAAAAGCGAUUUAAGAAAAAUAGUGGGCGAUUUAAGAAAAGCAGUUAUUAUUAGUUGAAUUUUGAUUGACCAAUGAGAACGCUUCAACAUUAUGCGCUGUGCGUGUGGACGCGCCUGCGUAACGAGGGAAAAAAGAGAGUUGAGCAUAGAGGAGAGGAGACGUGAGUCGAUGUUCGUGAUAAAAGUUAAAAGUAUAUAUUUGAAAGAAAAGUAGAAAAAACGUAAAUCUAGUUCAUUUCAUAACGUGCAGUGUAUGGAGAAGCUGAGUGAGUGUUGAGUUGCAUUUUAAUCCUAUGAGUCAGCAUAACUUUCUAAAUGGGAAAAGUUAAUGUAUAAAUUCCUAACACGAUAAAAGAUGGUUAAUUUGUUUGACUAAAACAGUGUUAUUUCCAAUUUCAUGUCGUAUUUCAACAUUAGAGAUUAUAGUGAAUCGUGUGGAUAUUCCUCGUUCACCGACGCAUUGCUGGCCAUGCGGGCCUGUGAGACGCACCUGGGUGAAAGCAAAAGACGAUUACUACAGAGGUAAAUGAGUAAUAUAUAAGUCCUUGUAGGAAACAAUGCUAUGUUCUAGUGUUCAAUUUUAUUAUCUCAUUCUAAAUGAUUAUACGUGUGGUCAUAGUGAACCGCGUGGUUAUUCCUCCAUUUCAGUUAACCGGCGCCAUUAUUGGUCACAUGCGCCUGUGUGAGAGACAAAUAGGAUUGUUCUAGAUGUACAUAGUGUAAUAUCUUUUCUUGAAAAAUGAUAUUUCUAUGUUUAAUUGUUAUUUUGAUUGUUUUGAUCUGUGAUGUGAAAUUAUUUCUGAAAUCACUAAAUCAAUGUUCUGGUCUGUGAUCAGGCCAGGUUUUUUGUUUUCUCUUUUUCUUCUUUGUAUUUCUAUUUUGUCUUUGGUGCUGCGGAUUGUGAUGUUCUGUGAUAUCCUGUGAGAAAUUUCAAGUUUGAUGGCGAGCCACCCGAAUCUACUACAGUGAAAGAAUGUACUACGGUGAAAGGGCAACAACUCGUGACGAAGAGGACAAUAUCCUUUCCUUCUCCAGUCUUGCUGUAGCGAGACAAUUCACAUUUAGAGACUAUUGAGUUUUUUAUUUUCAUCAAGAUUGACAGACGAAUACAGAGACUGAUAAGAAACUGAUAUGUGCUUUGAAAAGCAUUGAACACUCGUGAUGGUGUAUGGUUAUCCAUAGCUAAAAUGUAUUGGUCAAUUUGAUUCAUAUUGAGGUUCUUGUUCAAUCAAACGAUUGACAUUUGUGAUAUUUUGAGAGAAGAGUGUUUAAGAAAACACACAACUCCAUUAUUUAUUAUUUUAUUCAUUUUAUUUUCUUUUCUUUUGUCAUUGCAAUUAUCUGUGUAUGUUUUGAGGUAAAAGAAGAGUGCACUCUAGGGGAAAUUUUCAUGGUUGAACUGUGUAUAAUUGA
Molecule: messenger RNA, 4494 nt
Organism: Xyrauchen texanus (razorback sucker)
Lineage: Eukaryota; Metazoa; Chordata; Actinopteri; Cypriniformes; Catostomidae
Product: RNA-binding protein FXR1-like
Exons: 17
Coding region: 18-2012 (664 amino acids)
Biological process (GO): regulation of mRNA stability; regulation of modification of synaptic structure; regulation of translation at postsynapse, modulating synaptic transmission
Cellular component (GO): dendritic spine neck; growth cone; postsynaptic density
Molecular function (GO): mRNA 3'-UTR binding; translation regulator activity; protein homodimerization activity
Source: RefSeq, a predicted model, not a curated record